AUGGUUUCUCUGCUGAAGAGUGAGGCUGCAUUCGAAGCAAGAGCUAAGGAUUGCGGACUCCCAGGAGAAGAAAUUGAGCGGCUCAAGACUGCUGGCAUAGUGAACAUCUCGCUUCUGGCCUUUGCAACAAGCGCCCCAGGAACUCCUCCGAGCGAGGACCAGCUGCGCAACCUUCUGAGGCCGUUGAAUCCCGAGAGCGUUGGGGUUGGCACGCUUGCAGCCCUUCGACAUUUGAUGUUCGAGUGCCAAACUUUGUGCUUGGCCCACGUCAAGGCCUCAGUAGAAGGGACCGACAAGAAGGUGGAGUUGGUGCCAGCAGAGCGGAGUGCCAGGAUUGCGUCGCAGAAGGACAGCCCCAUGUAUUUGGAGCCGCACCGCUUUGAUACUCGCGCUGCUGAAGUUGCUAGGGAGAAGCCGGGCAAGGAACUUGUCCUGGAUCAGAACAAGAUCUCGGUGAAGGAUCGAUCCGACCGCGGCAAAUGUGCCAUACAGGAUGCCCUCUCCUUGCAUCAAGCUCUCCAGCGCCGUGCUCUUGCUUGCGAUUUGAUGUCUGCUUGCAGCUACGAGGUUCUUCAUGAGUGGCAUUCCUUCAUGUUGGAGAGGUUGCAGCAACAGCCGCCACCAGGCUGCGCAAAACCCAGCAUUGAGCAGAUCUUGCGUGCAGACCGGAUCGCAUGGGUCAGGUUGGCAGAGCGCGUGCAUUCACUUAGGAGGACUGCCUCGGGGGCGCUUCCGCUUGAUGCAGCAAUUGCCGAUCUCAACAGAGACCCGACUGUUCUCUUCCACCUGCUCCCUUCUCGGGAGACCAAGGCUCCGGAGAGGCCUCAGCGAGAUCCUUCCAAGAAGGACGAUGACAAGAAGAGAAAGAUUGAUGAUAAGAAGAAGGUCAAACCUGACUCCACCAAGGUUCAGAAAAGCGAAAUGCCAGAUGAACUUAGGCGCCGGCUGGUCCCAGACAUGCGUCUUCAUCCUGCCUUGGUCCUGACUGCCAUGGUCCGGAGGUGCGCGCCUUCGCACUCGUUUACCAGCUUGAAUCUUUUCUUGAAUGUCAAAACGGCCUUGCACAUUGAUGUCAACAACGAGCAGCUGCCAAACAUCAUUAUUGGCAUCAGUGAUUUCCGAGGCGGGCAAGUGCUUGUUGAAAAUCCCAAGGGGUCUCAUACCACAUCCACUGCAUCUGGGGAUGUUCGUGCAGACCUUCUUGAAGUUGCAGGCACCCAUGCCGUCUUUGAUGCAUAUCGGUUAAGGCAUGAGACCGUUGACUGGAUCGGUGAUAGGUUAGUCCUUGUUGCCUUUUCGGUUAAGGGUUCCCACUUGCUUUGCCCAGCUGAUCGCACCGAGUUGCUUAAGCAAGGGUUUGUCCUUCCGUCCAUGUCAGAGUGCUCCACCAAUGACCCGCCGGCCAAGUCGCUGGCGUGCGAUCCCUCAUGCCUUCCCUCGGGCUUGAAAGAUCGCUGUCAUGACAAAUGCUUGGGGGACAUGCUUUUCCUUGAGAUCUUCUGUGGCACUGGAGGCCUAGCUGCUGCUGUCAAAAAGGUUGGGAUCGGGGCUUCUGUUGGAGUUUCUGCUCGAGUCACUGGGCGAACCAAGUGUUCCGUCGUGCCUUUGAAUCUUCUUGAUCCCAGCCAACAUCCGCUCUUGUGGGACAUGCUCAAGCGCGACAAUAUUGCUGCUGUGCACAUGUCACCGCCACAAAGUCAAGAUGCUCUGAAUUCCCUGUGUACCGAGGUCAUCGAAUGGUGUCAACGGGCCGGCAUUUUGCUGGUCAUUGAAAAUCCGACGGCCAGUAAGCUUUGGCAAGGGCCCGUGGGCAACAAGUGCAAAGCCUUUGGCUUCUUGAAGACAACUCUUCACCAGUGCAUGUUUGGUGCUGCCCAUCCGAAACAUUCUGCUCUCUUCCACAACUUUCCUGAGGUGAGGAGGCUCUGCCUUGUGUGCGAUGGUCAACAUCAGCAUGCACCAUGGGACUCGUCGACUGAUGGGCCCAUCAGUGCAUACCCGCUUGCCAUGUGCCAAAGUCUUGCGCAUGCUAUCCGUGAUCGCUUAGUGCUGUCGGGCUGUGCGACUUCUUGCCCUCACGUAUCGCUUAGCCGAGCGGCCCAGGCGGCGACCGGCAAACAACCCAAAGGCUCCAGGAUACCUCCGCUUGUGCCACCGCGGGCAGGCUUUGUUGUGCUCCGCGGCCCAGGUUGUUUCAUGCCUCCCACCGGGGUCCUUAAGCAGUUUACACCACUGUCUUCAGAGUUGUCCGCAUUGCCACCGGUGCAUGGCCUCCCCGCUGGCUCCAAAUGCACCCGCUCUGUGCUGUACCGGGGUUAG
Messenger RNA from Symbiodinium sp. CCMP2456, 2319 nucleotides. The record is from the annotation of a GenBank genome assembly. Lineage: Eukaryota; Dinophyceae; Suessiales; Symbiodiniaceae.